AAGAAGCCCAGCAGCAUACAGACUUUCUUGUUUUAGUUACUACUUGAUUGCUUGAAGGUUUGGAUAAGGGAGUGGGACGCAAUGUUAUGUGGUAGACCUCAGUUGUUGCUACAUUUUUUUGUACUCCGGCUUGAUCGGCUUUGUACAGUGAGACAAGGAACGACUGACCGUAAGCGGUAAUGUUUCAUGCUUUAAAUGAUGUCGUGACAUCACUUACACUAAAAUAUGGUGUAAGAAUAAAUGAUGCAGCUUAAAUGUAUGUGGAAUAACUUCCUGUACUAUUGAGUGACUUGAGAAACAAUAUCAUCUGCGUGAAGAACGUGUUGAAAGUAUGGGGAGAAGGUCUAACAAACAGACGUAUGGGGAGGGUUUCAGUUUUAUUAACCCAGUGGUGAAAUACCUGCUGUUUUUCUUCAAUAUGCUUUUCUGGAUGAUUGCAGUGUUGUUGACUGGCAUUGGGAUCUAUGCAAGAUUUGGGAAACACGCAGCUGCCAUGUCGUACUUGUCAGUGGACCCUACCGUGCUUCUAAUAGUAGUUGGAUUUCUUAUGUUCAUCAUCACAUUCUGCGGCUGUAUUGGCUCCUUACGUGAGAACAUCUGCCUGCUUCGGACAUUUUGCAUUUGCUUGACAAUAGUUUUCCUGAUGCAACUUGCCUGUGGAGUCCUGGGCUUCAUUUUUUCUGACAAGGUACGAGCUAAAGCCACUGACUUAAUAACCAAUGCAGUAGUGCACUACAGAGAUGAUCUGGACCUUCAGAACCUAAUAGAUUAUGGGCAGAAAGAGUUCAGUUGCUGUGGUGGAAUAUCUUAUAAAGACUGGUCUGAGAACCUUUACUUCAACUGCAGCAGUGAAAACCCCAGUGUGGAACGUUGCUCUGUCCCAUACUCAUGUUGUGUGCCAAUAUCAGAAAAGAGCGUUAUAAAUACAAUGUGUGGACGUGGGAUGCAGAACCUCAACUACUUAGAUGCUAGUACCUUUAUCCACACUAAUGGCUGCAUUGAUAAGUUGGUUAACUGGCUUCAUAGCAACCUUUUCUUGCUUGGUGGGAUUGCACUAGGUUUAGCAAUUCCACAGUUGGUGGGAAUUUUGCUGUCCCAAAUGCUAAUUAGCCAGAUAAAGGACCAAAUUGCACUCCAGCGGUACAACUUGCAACACAGUAGAGACAUCUGGUACUGAGAGAACUUGAGGAAGUCUUGCAAAUAAUAAAUAUCCUGCCAGCCAAGCCACUUGCUUCAGACUAUGAGUAUCCUGCUGUUCAUCCCAUCCUUCACGGAACCUCAUGUACUCUGUAUAAAUGUGAGAGCUGUUGCAGGCAAAAUUAUGGCUCCUGACUGUUCUCAGUUCGAUAGCUUCAAACAAGCAGUUUUAAAGAAGUUAUCUCAGGAAAUUCCCAUGAAAUAGAUAAUGUAGACAUAUCGGCUCAUACAUGUUACAUGUAAUGAAAUCCUUUUAGUGCAUUAUCAUGAAUUAAUUUCAAUUGAAUUUUGAGUAGAGUUUAAAAGCACUGUGAUCUGAGCUUUGGGUUAUAUUUUUACAUAUACAGUAUUUUUUUUUUUGUUUUACAGGCAAUGAUCCAGAUUUACAGAGGAAUGCACUUAUAACUAUAUAUGUCCACUAGGUGUCACUGUUUAAACCUAGCUAUUUUCUAUUAAAGGUGAGAACCAAACACUGUAUCUUGUUUGUGAGAUAAACACCUUAACUAUUAUGCCAGCCCUCUACACUCAAUUUAGUUUUAUGAAAACAGAGUAAAGAUGACUGAGUGCUGAAUUUAAGUGUUUUUUUUUUCAGCACAAGCUGAAAUCAUGCAGCUUUGCACUUGUAAAUAUUUUUAUACUGUGGGAGUCAUCACUCCAGCAUCCUUUUAUAAUUUUAUUUUUAUUUUUUUAUAAAGACGAUACGUUAUUUUUUUUUUGGGGGGGGGGGGGGGGGGUCUGUUGAGCUACUUGAAAAUGUAUGUCCUCCCAGUACUGCAGUUUUUGCAGAGUUAUAAUGUUAUAGGUACUGCAGCAGAUGACUGGAAGGUUUUUAAUUAUAAAAAUGUGAGUAGUCAAAUUUGUAUUGUAGAAGACCACUGUCAUAUUAAUAAGCACAAGUCCGAACAUAUACUUCGCUUUUGGUAAAACAAGAUCUGUUUAAUGAGCAGCUUUUUUGGUGAAACGAGAUCUGUUUAAUGAGCAGCUUUUUUGGUGAAACGAGAUCUGUUUAAUGAGCAGCUUUGCCCAAGUGAACUCUUCAUUUUCUGAUAGCAACCUUAUACUCUGUUCAGACUAAGUGCACUCUUCUACAGGGCACUUUAAAAUCUAGGAGCCAGUGAAGUACAUAUAGAAAUCAUCUUGAUUUGCAGUUAUAUCUUUUUGCAAGUACAAGGUUUUCUUGUUUAAUGCUUCUAAUAAAACUGUAUCACACUAAA
Messenger RNA from Protopterus annectens (West African lungfish), 2411 nucleotides. RefSeq names its product tetraspanin 33 (gene TSPAN33). NCBI's taxonomy places the organism in Eukaryota, Metazoa, Chordata, Ceratodontiformes, Protopteridae. Gene Ontology annotation, cellular component: membrane. Bases 332 to 1177 code for a protein of 281 amino acids. The record is from RefSeq and is a predicted model, not a curated record. The transcript has 8 exons.